This is a messenger RNA of Cryptomeria japonica (Japanese cedar), 1447 nucleotides long. Its product is annotated as transcription activator MSS11. The record is from RefSeq and is a predicted model, not a curated record. Lineage: Eukaryota; Viridiplantae; Streptophyta; Pinopsida; Cupressales; Cupressaceae. The transcript has 5 exons. The coding region runs from base 118 to 1056 and encodes 312 amino acids.
UUAAAGGAAGCUUUAAAUUAAAGGACAAAGAGCAGAGCUUCAGGAGAAGCGGGAGGGCGACUGUUCGAAUCCCCUUGGAAGCAAAUUUGAAAUUGGGUUGAAAAGAGGGAAAAGGCAAUGGCUCUGGUUCAAUUCUGCGGAGACGAUAACGAUUUGGACGAUGCAGAACUCUGGGCCGUCAUCGACUCCGCGUCUGCUUCACAUUCCGUUCAGAAACAACAGUCCCGCAAUAAGCCUCCUUUUUUUCCCCCGCCCGGCGGCCAAAAGACGAUCUCAAAGAAUGCUUGUUCUCCUUCGACAGAUGUUUCUCCGUACCCGCAAAGGGCCCAGAAAAACCAGAAAAGAUUUCAAGCAGACUAUCAUGUGGAAGAGGAUUCCUCCUUUUCUCCCAACGGCGAAGUUGUGCAGCGCCCCUGGACGCGCCCCCUUGCUCCUCUGCAUAAAUUCGCCAGACACGACAAUGGAAACAAUAACAGCAACUACAAUAACAAUAAUGAUUCAUGGAGACAGCAGCAUAAUAAUAGCAAUAGCAAUUAUGCCUGCUUCGUAAAACCGCUGCAAAUUCAGCAGUCUUCAUCUCCACCUCCGCCUGCCUUAAAAAAGCAUCCGAUUCAAGAGCUUGCUUGCCGCGACGCCAUGGCUUCAAAGGAGAAUGCCCCUGGCAUGGUUUCUGCGACCCUGUUCAAGCACUAUCAAGAUACAGCCAUGUCGAUUUUGGAGAAAUCCGACUAUACUAUACUCCAAGGCAAACCGUUCAUCAAAAAAACUGGUUGGCGAAAGAUAGCUUUUUUCUUCAAUAUUUCACUUGAGAUUAAAGACAAGAACAUUCAACUUGAUCAAAACCUUAAUGUACUUCGAGCCGAAUUUGUUGCUCGUGCAAGCAUGCAGGGUGGAAGGUUUUCAGAUGCAUGGGGUUCUUGUGAUCGUGUAGAGAAGAAAUUCUCCAAGCCAAAUCAUGAUAUCCCUAGCACAGCUGAGACAAGAGCCAAAACUAGAGCUGUUCAGGAUCUGCUUGGAAUAGGAGAGUAUAAACAAGGAGUUGGUAAUUCUCGUUGAUAUGUCCAGAGAGGAGGUUUGAAUACUUUAUAGUAGGUGAAGACCAGGGAACAAACCUGCACCAAGGUUUCAUGCUGCAUCUCAAGAUAAAACGACAAUUGCUAAGGAGUUGUGGCAAAACACAAUAUACAGCUGACUUUUAUUGGGUUCUUCACAGUCUCACUCUAUUGUAUAUUACUAUUCUUCAAGGCUUUGAUCUUCAAACUUUUGCAGGUCAAAAGCAAUUAUUCCUUUUAUAUUUCAUAUUCAUAUUCAUGGCCAAACAGUAACUAUUCUUUGAUGAGCAUAGCCAGAUAAAUCUAUUCUCAUACACUAAAGAAUUUAGUAUGAGCAUGAAGAGGACGGUUUUCUGAUGAUUGAUCAUUUCUUCAAAUGGAUGAUUGAACCUUAA